Oxyura jamaicensis (ruddy duck) is the source of this 11759-nucleotide messenger RNA. RefSeq names its product potassium voltage-gated channel subfamily B member 2 (gene KCNB2). The record is from RefSeq and is a predicted model, not a curated record. NCBI's taxonomy places the organism in Eukaryota, Metazoa, Chordata, Aves, Anseriformes, Anatidae. Gene Ontology annotation, cellular component: membrane; voltage-gated potassium channel complex. Gene Ontology annotation, molecular function: delayed rectifier potassium channel activity; protein binding. Gene Ontology annotation, biological process: potassium ion transmembrane transport; protein homooligomerization. The transcript is spliced from 3 exons. The coding region runs from base 657 to 3398 and encodes 913 amino acids.
UCUCCCCGUCUGCCCCGGCCGGGAUCGGCCGUGCUCCCCCGGCCCCCCCAGCCCUCCCCACCGCCGCCGCUGCCACGCACAGCCGCAGACCCGGGCGGCCUCAGCGGCAGCUCGCAUGCAGCCGGGGAUUACAGCGGGGCGAGGGCAGCGCGGGCUCAGCUUUUAUCCCCCCACCCCCGCCUCCCCUCCGCCCCCCCCCGGCUCCACCAGCGCUUCCCUGUCGGCCCCCCCAUCCCCGCCCGCCAGCCCAGCCGCUCGCCGCGCCGCUCGGUCGGUGGCUUGUCAGCUCCGGAGGAGGCGGGCGGGGGGGAAGCAGGGAGAUGCCUUUGCCGCGGUUUUUCCACCCCCAGCCCUCUCCGUGCCGGGGGGGGCGGUGAUGUGGAGCCGGGAAUGUAGAGCAAAGCCCUCCCUGGGAAGGAGCGACCGGCACAAACCUCUCGCCGGGGCUUUGGCGGCCGUGCACUGCACGGGGAAGCCCGAGCAGCCCCUGCCAGCGCCGGGGAAUCCCUCCUCCAGCCCCUGGCGGUGCCCCGGGCGCCAGCGGAGCAAGCUUCAGGAAUGGGUUGGUCUACCUGAAAAGGACUCUAUCCAAAUAUCUGUAGUCUCCAAGCUCAUCCUCCUAAAGACUCUGGCAUUACAACUACAACCUUUUUAAAAUGGCUGAGAAGCCUCCACCAGGGAUCAACAAAAAGUCUUCAAGGUCUACCCUUUCUCUCCCGCCAGAACCAGUGGAGAUCAUUAGGAGCAAAGCCUGCUCACGGAGAGUUAAAAUAAAUGUUGGUGGGCUCAACCAUGAAGUGUUAUGGAGGACUUUGGACAGACUUCCAAGGACACGAUUAGGAAAGCUCAGAGACUGUAAUACUCAUGAAUCUCUGCUCGAAGUAUGUGAUGACUAUAACUUAAAUGAAAAUGAAUACUUUUUUGAUCGACACCCAGGGGCUUUCACUUCCAUUUUGAAUUUCUACAGGACAGGAAAACUACAUAUGAUGGAAGAAAUGUGUGCUCUUUCUUUUGGACAGGAGCUUGAUUACUGGGGGAUUGAUGAGAUAUAUUUAGAAUCUUGCUGCCAGGCAAGAUACCACCAAAAGAAAGAGCAGAUGAAUGAAGAGCUGAGGAGAGAGGCAGAGACAAUGCGAGAGAGAGAAGGGGAAGAGUUUGAUAAUACAUGUUGCCCAGAGAAGAGGAAGAAACUCUGGGACCUGCUGGAGAAACCCAACUCAUCUGUGGCAGCAAAGAUUUUGGCCAUUGUGUCCAUUCUGUUCAUCGUACUGUCCACUAUUGCUUUGUCUCUUAACACACUGCCAGAGCUUCAAGAAAUAGAUGAAUUUGGGCAGCCAAAUGACAACCCUCAGCUAGCACACGUUGAAGCUGUGUGUAUUGCUUGGUUUACCAUGGAGUACCUUUUGCGUUUUCUGUCCUCACCAAAUAAGUGGAAAUUCUUCAAAGGCCCAUUAAAUGUCAUUGACUUGCUGGCUAUCUUGCCAUACUAUGUCACCAUUUUCCUCACAGAGUCCAAUAAAAGUGUACUGCAGUUCCAAAACGUCAGACGUGUGGUUCAGAUAUUUCGUAUUAUGAGGAUCUUAAGGAUUCUUAAACUUGCCAGACAUUCAACAGGCCUUCAGUCUUUAGGUUUUACUCUCAGGCGGAGUUACAAUGAAUUGGGCUUGUUGAUAUUGUUUUUAGCCAUGGGAAUAAUGAUAUUUUCAAGUCUUGUAUUCUUUGCUGAAAAGGAUGAGGAUGCUACAAAAUUUACCAGUAUUCCUGCAUCAUUCUGGUGGGCAACAAUUACUAUGACUACUGUAGGAUACGGUGACAUUUAUCCUAAGACUUUGUUAGGUAAAAUAGUUGGAGGACUUUGCUGUAUUGCUGGAGUGCUGGUCAUAGCCCUGCCCAUACCAAUUAUUGUGAACAAUUUCUCAGAGUUUUACAAGGAGCAGAAAAGACAAGAGAAGGCAAUUAAGAGAAGAGAAGCACUUGAGCGAGCUAAAAGGAAUGGCAGCAUUGUCUCCAUGAACCUGAAAGAUGCCUUUGCUCGCAGUAUGGAAAUGAUAGAUGUAGCAGUAGAUCCAAGUAAGCCUGGAGAAGCAGCUAACCCGAAGGAGACAGUCGAUGACAACCACCUCUCCCCAAGCCGGUGGAAAUGGGCCAGAAGGACAAUGUCUGAAACAAGCUCAAACAAGUCUUAUGAGAACAAAUACCAAGAAGUUAGUCAACAAGACUCCCAUGAGCAAUUAAACAAUGCUGCAGCAUCCUCCAGCCCACAGCACCUCAGUGCCCAGAAAUUGGAAAUGCUAUAUAAUGAAAUUACUAAAACUCAGUCUCAGCCUAAUCUGAAUGCUGGUUACCAAGACCAGUCAGCAAAGCCACCCAUGUAUGAAGAAGAAAUAGAGAUGGAAGAAGUUACAGGCCAGAGAGAUCCAUUGCCACCUGGACCUACAGACAUCAUAAUGGACAUGAGAAGCACAUCCAGUAUUGACAGCUUUGCCAGCUGUGCCACUGACUUCACGGAAACGGAGAGGUCUCCCCUUUCUUUGUUUCCUAGCUCUCACUUGCAAAUGAGAUUCCCAACUGAUUCUGUUAACCCAGAAGACAACCAAAGAGUAAGGAGUUCUCAGUUUAUACCAUUCAUAAAAGACAGAAUGUUUUCUCCAACAGAUAUCACCUUUGACUAUAAUCCAAUUGACAGAGCUGUUAUCAGUGAUGGCAGUGGAUCCCAAGCUGUUUUGCAUGGUCACUUACAUUUUGACACUGCCAUGGAAAGCCCCAAAAGUUCUCUGAAAGGUAGCAAUCCAUUAAAAUCCAGAUCCCUUAAGGUUAAUUUUAAAGACAAUAGAGGUGGUGCUCCACAAACACCACCUAGCACUGCAAGGCCACUGCCAGUGAUGGCAGGAGCAGACUUUACCCAGGCUACCCCUCAGCACAUCAGCACCAUUCUCCUGGAAGAAAAUUCACCCCAAGGUGAACGACCUUUACUUGGUGCUGACGCAUCAGGAUUUUGUCAGGGACUUUCCAAAAAAUCAUCCCCUCUGUUUCCCAAACAAAAAAUUUUCACUUUCCCCUCAAAAGAAAGGAGAAGCUUCACCGAAAUAGACACUGGAGAAGAAGAAGAGUUUAUGGAGUUACACGGUGUAAAACAUGAGAAACAACAAGAUAUCAAGACAAACUGCUGUGGGGACAAACACGGUGAUGGCAACCAUUUAACAGAGGAGCCACAGGUCAGCUCUUCACCCAAAAGCAUGAGUCACAACUGUACUCAAGACAUUUACCAUGCUGUGGGUGAGGUAAAGAAAGACAGUAACCAAGAAAGUCACAAAAUGGAAAACCAUUUAUUUGCCCCAGAAAUUCAUUCAAGUCCAGGAGAAACUGGUUACUGUCCCACACGUGAAACUAGCAUGUGACUAGUUACAAGAGCAAUAAAAAUACUUUUUCUUAAGCCACAGUUAGUAAUGCCUAUGAACUAAAACAUGGAAAGCCUCAAAAAGUGCAUAAAAUGUUAUUUUUGCAUGGCAUGAAGAAUUGUUUAGUUUAAAUACUGUUUAAUUAAAAAAUAAGACUGCUUUUUGUAACAAAUUGAAAACAAACAAAAAAAAAACUUGACUCAAGAACAGUGAAUAAAAUAAAGAGAGCUCUGUUAGGAGCCAGUGUUCUGCAACAUCUGACAUUUUUGAUCCUUUCACUUAUGAUUGUAGACAGGUUUUGAACUCUAACUUUUUUGUUUUCUUGGUUACAACAAAUUUUAGAAUUUGCACAUGAAAGGAUGAAAUGUCAAUGCAUGCAUUCAUAAUGAUGUGAAACAAGGUGCUUCGAGCUUGCAAAAUGCAUACAUAUGUAAAUAGUUUGGGGUUGGGGGGAAAGCUACUGUUAACAAGGAUUUAUGGAAAAUGAAUUUCCUGGGACACAGGUACUUCCUUCACAGCGUGCUGCCUGGAGGUUUUGUACAGACUUAUGUUGCAAAAUUGCAACUUCUACUUAAAGCAUCUCACAUAUCUUGCUUUCUGUUAAAAAGCUCAUGAUAUAUCUGUUAAUUAAGGGACUACAGUAUUUUAGUUUAUCUGUGCUGUAAAUUGUAGUUGUUUUUUUCUUCAAUUUGCAUAAUUUUUGUUAUUACAUUUGUCAGUUUAUUUAAUGAUCCUGUGAGAAAAAGCAAAGAUUUAAUGACCAGAACUUGAAGUAUUUGAUACUUUUAUUGAAUACUGCCAUUUCAUAACUAAGAAAAAAAAAUGUUCCGUUUGAAAUUUAAUAAAUUAAAAAACAAACAACAUAGAAUUAUUUCUGUGGCAAUAAAUAGUGCCAAAGACUAUACAGACAUAUUCAAAAGUUCUCAGUCUUAGUAUAUUUGAUCUUAACAGAAAUAUAACUCAUGUUCUUUUUUCCUUUGAUUUAAAAAUAUUUGCUUCUAUGUGAUCUUUGAGAACUCUUGACAGCUCUCCUUCCCUUCUAGCUCCAAAUCAGUGCCCACACUUCAGUAAUGGCAGUGCUACUAAAGUCAUUACGGGGUAAGGUCAUAAGAGACAAGCUUAAACUGACAGGAGGUAUCACCUUACUCACCAGAUUUGCCUCAACCCAUACUCCAGUGGCUGUUCCAAAAGCUAAGCAUAGGCUUUUCCUUAUAAAGGGAAAUGUCAAUAGUUCCAUAGACACCUGCCAAAGCAUCUUUGGUUUCCCUGAUAUUCUCCAGCUGUGUAUCCAUUCUGUAAAAGGUGUUGAACCAAAGCCUUCAUUACAAAGUAUGAACUUAACCACUGUCUGAAAAAAGCUAUUAAUUUUUUAUCCAGCACCAGUAACUUCCUGUGCUAUAAUAAUAACUAUAGAUUGCUUGAAUUUCCUAAAUCAUAAAAUCCUACUCAUAAGCAAAAGUAUGCAGUACACAUACAUGCCCUAUUAAAUGUCCUUUUUUAAUUAAAAAAAAAAAAAAUCUUUUUUUUUUUUUUUUCUGUCCUCUGAUUUCUGCUGAAUUUGGAUGCUCCCUCAACCAAUUUCUUACAAAGCUGUUAACUUUUGUAAGAGCAGUAAGUCCAGUCUCACAGUCAGAGGGUCCAGCAGUUAAGUCUGAUGAGCAUGAAUUCCCUCCAUGGGCCUGUUGCCUCACACUGAGCCUUUCACUUCCCUAAGCACAAAAGGGAGAUAAUGCUUCUUCCGUGUCAGGAGUCUAACAAUAAACAUGCAAGGACUGAGACAAGAAUGGGAGCCUUAAAAGCACUUUAGACUAACCAAGAUGUGGUUGAAAACAACAGGCUUCUACUUCCCAUAGUGGAACUUGGUUACUUUUUACUCAUGUGUCAUUUUCUGUCCUUUAAAUGAGUAAAAAUCAGCACCUAGCACAUUUAAUGUAAAAGAACACGCAUUUUAUUGCAACAUUGCCCUCUGCUUGAGACAGCUGGGCUGAUGCCGCAGACCUCACUCAAGCCUGCCACAUGGAAAAGAGGCAAGUCUGAAAAGCUCUGAAACACGGACUCUGGUGGCUGGACCAAAUAAUGAGCACAGAACAGUCCCUUUGUUUAAAAAAAAUAUAUAUAUAUAUAUAUAUAUAUAUUUGUAAGGGUAGAUUUCCACAACACGGUAACAUCAAGGUAUAUCUUCAGUCAUUCGAAACACUGGGAAUAUAAUGUUAUUUCUUCAGAAAAAUGUCUGGUCAUUAAUUCUCAAAAUUAAAAAUAAUAAUAAUAAUUGUUUUUUGUCCUUAGUUGCAGUUCAUUGCAACUUGUUGCUGCAUUCAAUUUUACCUACUUAUAUGGCAUCCUGCUUAACAUUUCAAUCAUAUUGUGUCUCACUGUUCCAAAACUUAGCUCUCAAGUACUUUAUAGUCAUUAAUCUUAUUUUUUUUUCUUGCUAGAUAUUUUCAGUGACAAAAACUAAAUGUCGGUCAAUUUUUAUAUGCCUAAAGCAUUGGUUUGUAUUUUCUAUGUGCAGUUUUAAUGAAAUCACGUGGGCCUGUUCUAUCUGCCUUUACAUCCUAGCGGACUAAUGAAGACCAAAUUAAGUCCAAACAGGACUUGAUCCCAUGCUCUGGAUCCACAGAAAAAUCCCAGUCAAGAUAAUGGUGUUGUUCUGGCAAGACUAAGGUCUGUGUCCUGUUCCUACCAUGUGCUUUUUCUCUCCGCUGAUGCUUACACUUUCAGAAAGCCCCCUCAGAUCUGAGCCACUUUUUGGAAAGGGAGGAGUCAAGCCAUAGGGAACUUUUUUGCAGGAGCAGAGAUUUGAGUUCUAAGCUCUCCUGAGCUAAACCAGUACUUUAUGCAAACCUAAUUCUGCCCUAUGAAAAUCACUAAAAAUUCAAUAGUGGUAAAAUUAAAACCUCAAUCCUUGUGCAGUUGAAUUCCCCCUGAAACCAAUGUGAGUCUGCCAGAAAAAGGGAAUGACUGAACGUAAAUGAGGACAGCAAGACUCUCUCGAGUAAAAUCAACAGGAGCUUUAAACGUGUAAGCCAGAUGAGAAGACCAGGCCUUUAUUCACUGUUGUAUUUUAAAUGUUUUCAGAGAAGCACAGUUAUUUUGAAAUUGUACAAGCAAAAGAAAUGCAAUUCUCUUUAUUAACAGAUGUUGUGGGGCUUUUUUUGAAAUUUUGGAAGAAAAAGGGUCAAGCUUUAGAAGUGCUUUUGUUAAAAUUUCAUUGAUUCAUUAUAUGCUUUUGACUAUGCUGAAUAUUAUUUCCAGAAUCACAGGUUUAGGCAUUUGGCAUUUCCAGUCUUGGCUGCAUACAUGUGAUCCACUCCUGAAUACCUAGCUCACUGCUAACUCCUGAUCAAGUAUUUAUUUGAGUAGUUGCAGGAUUGGACCUAGCUUUUAUUUUAGCACAACAUGUAUAAAAAGUGCAGUCCAGGAUCUCUUCAUUCUUUAUGAAUUUGAAUUGCUAUGUAGCAAAUUAUACAAAACUACCUGAGUAUAUUUUCUGCUGUUCUAAAAAAAAAAAAAAAAAAAAAAAAAAAAAUCAAAGCCAUUUCAGACCUAUUGCCCAUUCACCACAGUAAGGGGAGUUCUUGAGUCAGUCUCCAAAAGCUGUAGAAUUUCAAGACAGCUUAAGGAGUCUUGAGAUGAAGUUCCUCCCCUGUGCACCUCAAAGGAGUCUGACUCUUCGUAUUGCUGGAAAAUGAAGAUUGUUCAGGGAGAUAGCUUUGCAAUCAAUUUAUUUUUUAUAUUUUGUACUAACUGCAGAAUCCUGAUUCAAAAUUCUAAUUAAUUUUCAAUGAUGAAACCAAAUGUACACAUUUAAAGGAUGCUCACAGAGUAAUCAGAACAAUUUUGGAGUAAAUAGUCACAUUAAUCCAAAUCCAGGGUGGGGGGAAUAAUAUAUCGCACAAACUGCAAAGUAAGUUCAUGCAGGAAAGCUGUUUACAGGGGAUGCAUAUAAGAAUGUAACAAGGUGUAGGAAGUUAUUGCACUAGAAAAUUUCUAUAAAAUACACUUUUUUAAACAAAAACACAAAAGGCCUUUUAAUGCUUCAUUGUAUAGAAUAUAGGAGCUUCUGUGCUAAUGAAGAAAUCUAAUGCACUGUGUCCUCACUUCAAAAUUGGUCUCAAAAUUCAAAUAUUAGCGAUGUAAAAGAGGUGAUAUCUGAUUCAACACUAGAGCAACUGACUUAAAGAGCUGUUUCUUUUUAGCACAAGAUUAUGUAACCAAAAGUGCGUGCAGAAAACUGUAUUUUUGCCUAUAACACAUACAUAAAUCAAAACGGCAGUUGACUUCUUGAGUCUUUUCAUACCAGAUAAAAUGUGGCAACGUAUUUAUAUUCCUUAUACCCUUCUAUAAGUGAAAAACAACUUGUUCAUUUAAAACUAGAUCUCUUCCCCUACAUGCAGACUGAGCUUGUUUCUGUUUCCUUAGAUCUGCUUGAAACAAGUUUUAGCUUCAAAUUGUUUAAUUAACUCCUUCAACCUCAUCUCUGAGGCACAGUUCAGUACAAAUACCACUUGUCUUUUUCCAGUCCCAUUGCAAAUACAGUCAGCAUGCUAAAAAUGUCCAUGGCCUUCCUAACUGUCUUCUUUUCAUUCAUUUAAUUUUGAGGUCAUUUGGAUAGAAAAUGAAGAUUUAUAUUUUGUUCAUGCAAAAAAUAUAUAUAUUUUAAAAGGAAAAAAACAAAAAAGGAAAGAAAAGAAUAUGUUUUUGAAAGUAGUCAGCACAGAUCAAGCAGGAAAUGCAAAUACAACAAAAGGGGAAGAAAGGCAGAAAACCGUAAGUAGACAAGGCAUGUUUUAAUAUACUAUAUAAAUUAGAGAUAUAUAAAAAAAAAAACACAUAUAUUACUAGACCUUGGUCACACUUAAUGAGGCAAAAAUGCCACUAGCAAAAGAUUAAUUACAGUCCUAGCCCAUCUUAAUUUUUAUCCUAGAACCAACAGGUCUCUACUGAGACUUUCAGUGAUCUUACCCACUUACCUAACAUGCACAUCUGAUCUGUUUUUCCAAAAGACUUUCCUGAAAAAUAAGACAGUCUGCAUUGUUAUCAUUGUUGAUCUUUGGAUCUCUUCCCCUUUCCCUCCAAACACCAACCUUCUCCUCUACUUGGGAUCAGUCACAAGACAACCCAACAAAUAAGAUGUGUCUUGUUCAUCAGAAAAAUAUUUUUGUAGUCAGGUGCAAAUGGCCAGGUAGAUAUUAACUCUGGGGUUCUAUGGCAUUUGAACUGAGGAACAAGAAGAACUGAGUGUCCUUUCUUUCUGUUAUUGUUGCAGUCAUACCAUCUCACAACUUCACAAGUUUUCUAGCUUUAAAAUGCUCUGUCUCCUCUGGUAUCCACCUCAUCCUGCGAGAUGUUUCAGUGCAUUUGUUCAGGGCUUUUGCAAGAGCUUUGCAGUUUCUAACUGACUGUUACAUGCUAAUGAGAUAGCCAUCAGAACCAGUAUGAAAAUUUGUCUGUUGUCCAACAUAAUGGUACUCAGUUUAAACUCUGUCUGAAAUGUUUUCAUAUUGUAAAGCAGAUCAAGUGAUCUGGGAUCAAAAUCCUUCACAGAAACCAUGUCAGUUCCAUCAGUGAAGAAAGGUUAGAUGACUGGCAGACGUAUGCAAAAUUAUUUGAAUAAUGCAAUAGUUUCUUGUUUGGUAAUCAUACACCAUGUGAUAUUACAGAUGGAGUUACAUACUUGUCCUUGUAUUUCUUCCAUUGCAGGGUUAACUAAUAUAUUUUGGAAACACUGUGUUACAAUAUUUAAGAAGCAUUACCUUUUAGCCGUAAUGGAGAUUUCUUCCAAAACAGCAGUGGUAUCAUAGUCCUAUAUUAUUACUGAUUGCAAUUUAAUUUUCUUUUACGACACCUAACACAAGCCCAUAUGGAUCCCAUUGUAGAAGAAGGAAGUAGCACACAAAUAUUAUUGGUCUCUCUAAUGAGGAGUAGGUAAAGAACAUUUUAGCUAAUAUUUAAUCCAAAAGAUAUGAUUAUCCUAACUAUACCCAUGAACAAAACAGAAUGGUGACGUCAUUAAAUAUUGAUUGUAGUCCUGUGUUUAAUGCAAAUCCUGAAUCUAAGAGCAGUCUGGGUAAUUAAUUUCACUUUAUUAUUUGCAUUAGUAUUUUUUUAUCUCAAAUAAAUAUAUAAAUCCAUUCUUAACUUCAGCAGGAGUAAGGUACACUUACCAACAGAAAAAAUUUGGUAUAUAAGAAAGACCUAAACGUUGUGUCUUGCAUUACAUUACCUUUGAAAUUUAUUGUACCAAAAUGAAGUUUUUAAAGUAUUUUCUAUUGAGGGACUAUGACUUGCACAGCAAAAGUAAUUCAUUAAUGAAGGGGUUGGAUUCUUCAGGCAUAUGUAUCUGCAUGUUUCUAAAUCUAGAAGUCUGUGGUUAUGUUUACACUGGCAUCUUUGCAGAAAUCAGGUUAAAUCUAUUACUCAAGCAAAUUUUGCUAUUGUCAUCCAUGGUGAUGUAUGAAAAGAGGCUGUAUACACGGCUGUAUACAGCCAAAGAUUAAAUUGUCCCCAGUCUAUUCUCCCACUUAUCCCAGGUGGAAUCAUUCAAACAACCAGUCUGAUAUUCUUCAGAACAUUGGAAUAGUUGUGGUCUGCAAUUUGGGCUGCACUCUUGAAUAUAGCAUAUUUCUACAGUCAAAUACUCUAAAGUUGGUAUUAUGUUUGACUAAAGCAGUACUGACAGCCCUAGUUUGACUCUCACUCCCAAAUCAUUAAAUCAGCAGAAUGAUAAAACUGACUGCAAGUAACGCUAUUUAACUUAACAGUAACUCUUUAUACUGGUAUGAAUAAAAGUGAAUGUCUGUGCAAACAGCUAAGCAGUGACAGAAGAUCAGAACUAUUUUGCGCCCAACUACUAUGCCUAGGUAUCUUUUCAUGUGGGUCAUCAGUUGGAAUUGAUUUAAGUUGCACGGUUAGGGGGGUUGAUGGUGUGCUUAGUUGCUCUGAUCUCUAGGGCAUAUCUUGUAAAAGGGAAUGCAAGAAACAAAAAGCCUAUUCUUUUUCUUCUUACUGUUUUUAUUUUUUAAUGAUUGCAAGGUUAAGGACAUAUGUUCUAUAUUGAUGUUUUGGCUCUAAGUUUUGCUCAGAUAGCAUCUCUCAGUGGAGAUACAAAUACAAAACAUUUAUGCCUGUUCUUGAAGUCCUUAAGCAGAAAGCCAAUGGGAAUUCUGCCUAUAUAAAACUGAAGGAUGGAGCAAUAUAUUAUAGCUUUAGGCAAAAGGAGCAGUUUCUAACACAUAUUGCAAAAUGGAAAAGAAAAAAAAGAAAAAGAAAAAAGAAAAAAGAAAAAAGAAAAAACACAGUUGGGGACAAUCAUGGGUACUUCUGCUAGGAUGCAGAGUUCUGGAUUUAUACCUCUAAAUUUUCAAAGAGUUAUGCAGAGUUUUACCUAUGUAACUCUCAAAAUUCAAAGGAGCCAUGCUGAUAAGAUGAAAUAUGGAGGGACUAGAGUACAAAGAACCUGAGAGUUGAAUACAUAGCCUAUUGCUUUAAGAUCACUGUAAAUAUCAACUAAGAAUAUGUACUGAUUCAUGUUUAUAAGUUAUUACUGUGUUAGUUUCAUAGGUAUGGUAGCAUGACUACUAUUAGUUCUAUUGAUUUAAUGAACUUUACUUUGUAUUCCUCUGUGAAUGCUCUGAAUGCUGCAAACAAAAAAGCACAACAGUAUUUUUCAAGUUCUCUUGGCGCGAUAGCAGUGUCUUCACUAUUGAUCAAUUUUACAGAAUUAGCAACAUUUCAUCAUAAACUGCUCUAUUAACAACAUAUCUUUCUUUCAAAGAACUGUCACUAGAAGAUAAAAGCGUAUGUGAUAAGUGUUGUCUAAUCUCAUUCAUCUGCCUUUACAAAAUGCCCCAGACAUUUUGUGGGAGAAUAUGCUGCUUUUGCUUCAUGCAUUGUUUGCAUUUGGGGGUGGGGCAGGGAAAUAGUAGGGCAUUUUGCAAUGGUAAUUGCAUCAAACAUGCUUUUUUCAUUAUUGUUGUAUUUGUUAGAAACAUUUUGAUUUAAUUUCUUUUUGUAGCUAAGACUGUUUGACAAUAGCGUUAUUUUUCCAGCUAACCAUCUGAUUCCAUUAGAAUAAUAACUUUUCACAUUUAGUGGUAUUCGUAUCAAUGUCUUCAUAUCAGCUGCAUUUUAACUUCAUAAAAAAAGGAAAUGUGGUUAUUAUUUUUGUCAUACUAGGUUUUGCUGAUCAACUAAAUAUUUCUGCACCAAUCUACAUACUAAUAUGCAUGUUGUAGUCUGUACAAUUGUUCAACAUCAAAAUAUCUGUUUAAUUUAUGUCAAAUGUCUGUAAAAUAAAUGCAUUGUUCUCCAUUUCAGUCUGAUAGAAUAAGCAGGAUAGUAAAUAAAUGUGUAAAUGAA